Molecule: messenger RNA, 1647 nt
Organism: Myotis lucifugus (little brown bat)
Lineage: Eukaryota; Metazoa; Chordata; Mammalia; Chiroptera; Vespertilionidae
Gene: KIF26B
Product: kinesin family member 26B
Exons: 8
Coding region: 1-1647 (548 amino acids)
Biological process (GO): microtubule-based movement
Molecular function (GO): microtubule binding; ATP binding; microtubule motor activity
Source: RefSeq, a predicted model, not a curated record
AUGACAAAGGACCCGGCCUUCUCGGCUGUCAUCCACGACAAGCUGCAGGUCCCUAACACCACCCGGAAGGCCUGGAAUGACAGGGACAACCGCUGUGACAUUUGUGCGACGCACCUGAACCAGCUGAAGCAGGAGGCCAUCCAGAUGGUGGUGACCUUGGAGCAGGCGGCGGGCAGCGAGCACUACGACGGCUCCCCGGGCUCACCCCCACCCCUGCCCAGCAUCCCCGCGCUGGGGGGGUCCCGGCACGGGGGCGGGCUGCAGCCGCCCCGGGACUGGGCCUUCGUGCCCGUCUCCUACGCCUCCUCCAACUAUGCGGCCUUCGUCACCAGCAAGCACAACGGCAAACCCAACAGCCUCGGCGUCAGCAAUGGGGCCGAGAAGAAGAGUGUGUCCCCCACCCAUCAGGCCAAGGUCAGCCUCCAGAUGGCCACCAGCCCCAGCAAUGGGAACAUCCUCAACGCCGUGGCCAUCCAGGCUCACCAGUACCUGGAUGGCACCUGGUCCCUGUCAAGAACCAACGGGGUCACCCUGUACCCCUACCAGAUCUCCCAGCUGAUGACAGAGACGGGCCGGGAGGGCCUGUCCGAAGCUGCGCUGAAUCGCUACAAUGCAGACAAGCCGUCCUCCUCCGGCACCCCGGCCUCGCAGGGCUCCUGUGUGGCCACUGAGACCUCCACGGGCACCUCUGUGGCCGCGUCCUUCUUCGCAAGAGCUGCCCAGAAGUUGAAUCUGUCUUCUAAGAAGAAGAAGCACCGACCUUCCACUUCCGUGGCCGAGCCCCCGCUCUUCGGCACCAGCUUCAGUGGCAUCCUGCAGACCUCCCCGCCCCCCGCCCCGCCCUGCCUGCUGCGGGCGGUCAGCAAGGUGAAGGACACGCCGGGCCUGGGCAAGGUGAAGGUCAUGCUGCGCAUCUGCUCCACGCUGGCCCGCGACACCUCGGAGUCCAGCUCCUUCCUGAAGGUGGACCCCCGCAAGAAGCAGGUCACGCUGUCCGACCCCCUGGCGUGCGGAGGUCAAAGCGCCUUCCAGAAGAGAGGCAGCCAGGUGCCGCCCAAGAUGUUCGCCUUUGACGCGGUUUUCCCGCAGGACGCUUCUCAGGCGGAGGUGUGCGCUGGGACCGUGGCGGAGGUGAUCCAGUCCGUGGUCAACGGGGCGGACGGCUGCGUGUUCUGCUUCGGCCACGCCAAGCUGGGCAAGUCCUACACCAUGAUCGGGGAGAGACGACUCCACGCAGAGGCUGGGCAUCAUCCCCUGCGCCAUCGCCUGGGUGUUCAAGCUCAUCAACGAGCGCAAGGAGAAGACCGGCGCCCGCUUCUCCGUCCGCAUCUCGGCCGUGGAGGUGUGGGGCAAGGAGGAGAAGCUGCGGGACCUGCUGUCCGAGGUGGCCACGGGCAGCCUGCAGGACGGCCAGUCCCCGGGCGUGUACCUGUGCGAGGACCCCAUCUGCGGCACGCAGCUGCAGAACCAGAGCGAGCUGCGGGCGCCCACGGCCGAGAAGGCCGCCUUCUUCCUGGACGCCGCCCUGGCCGCGCGCCGGGGCCACCGGCAGGACUGCGACGAGGACGACCUGCGCAACUCGCACAUGCUCUUCACGCUGCACAUCUACCAGUACCGCAUGGAGAAGAGCGGGAAGGGCGGCAGUAA